GAUGUCGCAGUACAUAUUUCAAAUGUUGUUGGUCGAAAGCGAGUGUCGCCGCUCUCGAUCGCGUAUUCUUUCAAUAUUUUGAUUGCGAUAGUUUGAAAGUACAUAACAACUUUCGUCAGAAAUGUUUAAGCAGAAAAUGACUUCGUGAAAGUCAAGGCGUACAAUACGCUCGAUUAAAGUGAACUAUAGUGGCAAUUUUGUGAUAUAUAGGUUUCUAUAACAAGUGUUACAUUUGUGAGUUAAGCAACAAAUAUGCCCAAACGUAGUCCAGUGUGGAAUUUUUAUAAGGUAGACGAAAAUACGAGGAAAGCUACAUGCAAAGUAUGCAAUAUUCCUGUCAAGUUCUACAAGAACAAUCUGACAAGUUUAAAAAGCCACUUACAAAAAGAACAUGAAGCUGUAUAUAACGCAUUGUGGCCACGAACAGAGACUCGCGGCUCACCGCAGUGCGACCCUAGUAUCCCGAGUACUAGUACUGGUAUUACCAGUAACACUAUGCAGAAUCGACUACCUUAUGAAUGUGCAGUUGAUGAUGAAGGCCAAAGAGCCAACAAACGCCAAGAAUUAAUUGAUUUGCAUUCGGACAAAAACAUUUCGAAUGAAGGAGAGAAUAAUAAUAACUUGUCCUCUGCACGGCGCCCUAUCGAUGAUCAUAGCAUCCCAAGUACUAGUACUGGUAUUACUAGUACCACUCUAAAGAAAAGAGGACCUAAUGCAUGUGCUGGUGAUGAUGAAGACGCAAGAUCGAACAAACGCCAAAAAUUAAUGGAUUCCAAUUCGAACGAAAAAAUUUCAAAUGAACGAGAGAACAAAAUUAACCUUGAUUUGCUCGAGUUCUGCAUGGGUGGCUUCCAUCCAUUUUCCAUAGUAGAGGAAAGGGGCUUCAAAAAAUUAUGCCGGUGGAUUCCUGGAUAUGAACUGCCCACUCAGGAGACAUUAUCCAAUUCGAUAAUGACGGAACAAUAUUCGAAGUUGCAUGAAAAGGUCUAUCGUCAGUUGACUACUGAGGUCAAGAGCAUAUGCCUGACUGCUGAAAUGUGGACCUCGUUGAAAACUGAGAGUUACCUAGCCCUUAUAGGGCAUUAUUUAAAUGAAGAGUUAGAUCAGAAAACUCUUCUAUUGGGAUGUUGCCAAUUACCUGAUACUUCUUCUACGAAUAUCGCCGAAGCAAUUGGAAAAUUGGUCGAUAAAUACCAUCUCAGAAGUAAGGUGAAUUUUAUAAUAACUGACAAUGCUUCGAAUAUCGUGAGAGCGGUCAAAGAUGAGUUCAGGUGGGAUCAUUUUUGCUGUUAUGCCGACAGCCUCAAUUCAAUUGUUAAGAACGCUCUUCAACAUGUUGAGCCGCAAAUUGACAAAGUGAGAAAAAUUGUGGAUCACGUGAAUAACAGCACCUCAUCUUCCGAAAGGUUACGAAAAUAUCAAAUUCAACAUGGACAAGAUCCAAAGCAUCUGAUCCAAGCGGUCGAUACAAGGUGGAACUCAACAUUUUUCAUGUUGAAGAGAUUUAUCGAGUUGAAAGACGCCGUUGGGUCCAUGUUAUCAAGAUCUGUCGCGAAUCCAAAUGAACUCGUAAUGAAAAAAGAAGACUGGCAAUUAUGCAAUGAAUUAUGCCAAAUUUUAAGUCGGUUUGAAGAGUUGACGAGGUCAAUGAGUGAAGAAAAGUACGCAACAGGAAGCACUAUAAUUCCAGUGACCACUUGGUUAAAAGAUGUAUGUCGAACGUUUUCGGCGGAUAAGAACAUAUCUAGCAGAUCGCGAAAAACGGCACAGCUUCUCGGGUCGGGAUUGAGAGAACGAUUUAAACAUAUCGAAAAAAAAGAUUAUAUGUUUGCGUUAAACACCUUCUUGGACCCUCGUUUCAAGAAUCAGAAAGAUUUAUUUUCAGAUCCGAAUGAAGCACUGGAAACCAAGGAAAGGAUAAGAAAAAUGGUUGCUGAAAUUAUUGAGAAACAGAUGGCUACUUCCGGCGUCUCUGCAAAUUUCAAUAUUGACGAAGAUACUCGAAGUCCCUUGAAGAAAUAUGACAGGAUGGUAUCAACAAGUAUUUGCCAAGGGACGCCAAUGUCGAUGGCACAAGAUGAGGUGAAGAAUUUCUUAUCUGAUAAGAUGCUGCCAAGGAAAGAUGCUUCAGGCAACCCAACGUGUCCCCAAAAAUGGUGGAAGGAACGCCAGUAUGUGUACCCGAAUUUGAAGAUAAUUUAUGAGACAAAGUGCAAUAUUGUGGCAACAUCCGUUCCAUGUGACCGUAUGUUCUCGAACAGUGAGCUCGAGCUCAUAAUGAAUGCAAGGCGCACGAGACUUACGAGUAGUAAAGUGGAACAAAUAAUGUUCCUGAAUGUGAAUUCCCCGGAAGGACAGUUCGAAGAAAAUUAGGAGACUUUUUUCUAAAUGAUCAUUCAAGUUCAAUUUUUUUUCCAAGUACAAUUUAUAAACGCUUCUUCAUAUUUUUCAUCGUCAGCAUAACCAUAACAUAUUUAUUUUUCCUACUAUAAAUUAAUUUAAGAUCAAUUGUUUCUUUAAUGUAUCUUUAUAUUCUCUUUAAUCUUUCAUUGGCACAAAUUUGAUAUCUGUAUAGAUAAUAAACUAAUGCUUGAGCGUAA
Coccinella septempunctata (seven-spotted ladybird) is the source of this 2600-nucleotide messenger RNA. RefSeq names its product zinc finger BED domain-containing protein 6-like. Lineage: Eukaryota; Metazoa; Arthropoda; Insecta; Coleoptera; Coccinellidae. The record is from RefSeq and is a predicted model, not a curated record. The transcript has a single exon. The coding region runs from base 253 to 2373 and encodes 706 amino acids. Gene Ontology annotation, molecular function: DNA binding; protein dimerization activity.